CUCAACUCCAAGCCCAAUCCGCUACUGAAACCUCCAUGGUUGGCUUGAAAAAGGCCAGCGGUGAGCGUUUGACACCAAGCCUUUGCGCUCGGUCCCGGUGGAAUCCGGUGCCAUCCGGUGCCAUCUGCCGUGCUGGGCAGUGAUGUCUGUGCGGGCAUCCAUGAUGUUGUGGCUGAUGGGAAGCUUUGCCCUGGCGGUGGGCGCAGUGUCCCCGUCCAACGGGUCGAUGGCUGUGAAGUUCGGCGGGGAGGAGGAGAUCCCGUGUUUCCUCCAGGUGUCCAUGGAAAGACAGCUACCCCAAGCUCCGGAGAAGAAACACCACACACAUUUUCAUCUCGGAGAGAGAUGGCCCCUAUGGGUGAUCAGAAAUCACAUGCAGAAAGGAGUUGUGACUCCAAAAAGCAAUUCCUCUGGAUGGCAGGUGGCAUAUGAACCCGAAAAAGUGACUCCUUUGUUGCAUUCUUUGGGUCAGUUUAGCAAAGGGAUGGUCAUUUUUCUAUAUGUCUGCCUGAUGAUCAUGGUGCUGGCAUGGCUUAUGCGUGGUUUGCCAAAGAAGGCUCCACAAGACAAAAAAGUGAAGGAUGGGUGUCCCAGGACAUGGUUGAUCUUUUUGUGCUCGACCUAUGGCUUCAUUUACUUCACAACAGACCAGUAUGCCCCAAGCCUUCCGCAGAUGGGCGUGGACCUUUCAGGGUCCCAGGACCUGAUGAUUGCAACGGUGCAAAUGAACUUUGUCACCAAGUCAGCUCUGGGGCUGGUGAUCGCUGGCAUCUCUGACUACGUGGGUCGUCGACCUGUGAUGGUUUGCUGUUUGCCUCUCUUGGCCUUGGCGAGUUUUGCUUGUGGAUGUGCUCCGAACGCUGACUGGUUUGUCGCUGCGCGCUUCCUGCAGAGUUUGGGAGAGGCAGUGGAGCCGCUGAUCUUCGCGGCCUGUCGGGACUACUUCGCAAAACCCGAGGAUCGCAUCAUGGUCAUCACAGCUGUAGAACUCAUUAGUAGCACGGCACAGAUGGUGGCACCGAUUUUCGGAGGUUUUUCGAGUGUGGUCUUUGGUUGGCGCUUCUCCUUUUUCUGCUUGGCCCUGGUCUGGGGAUUACAUGCUGCCUAUGCGGCCAGAUAUAUGAUUGAAAGCUGCCCCGAUGCCCAACAGGAGGAAAAGGAGGGCAGUUAUUUCUUUGGCAUCCGGAAAAUCUUGGCCCCGGCUUCGCUUUUCCUGUUGCUCACCGAAUCCUGUGUCAUCGUCCCCUUUCAAGUCUUCAAUGCCAAUUUUGGAUAUGUGGCACAGGUGAACUAUGGCCAGUCUGCCGUGGCAACCGCCUUCUUUUUUCUGGGCUGGUCGGUGGUGGAUGCUGUUGGGAUCAUCGUCAUGCAGUGGUGGCAGUAUGCCAGUGGACUUUCCAUCCACCUAGUGAGCAGAACAGUGAUGGUCAUGUUUUGUCUCACGGGCAUUUUCUCACUGUAUCUCGGGAGCUUCGCAGAUCACCUGAGCUCGUACCUGACGGCAUCUUUCCUUCAGUCGCUGCUGAAUGCAGCAGCCUUGAUCCUUUUGAACGUCUUGUACUUUGAGCCCUUGGAACAGUGUGCCGGUUUGGCUGCCUCUUUUGAGAUUCUGGCGCAGGAUUUCCUGCCCUGUUUCUACUCCAUGAUUUGUACGCAAUCUUUGAUUCAUUCCGGGGUCGAGAGUUACAUGGAUCUGCAGUCUGUGAGUUUCGUGGCUGCUCCGAUCUUCUAUCUCGGCUAUGAGCUCGUCUCCCGUGCGGAUUUGAAGGUGCUGGGGGUCACAGAUGUGGCGACCGGUCUUGACAGUGCCGACAUUUGGGGCGAGGACGACAUCUUGACGGAUGAACUGAAACGUGCCAGCCCGGAUGAGAUCAAUCAGCGCAUCCGACUGCUGGAGAACGACAUCCGAGUGAUGAAAAGCGAGCAGCAAAGGCUCACCCAUGAGAUGAAGACCAUUGAGGAGAAGACGAAAGAUAACAAGGAGAAGAUCAAGUUGAAUAGACAGCUCCCUCACCUCGUGGCCAACGUCGCUGAGAUCCUGGAGUUGGAACCGGAUGAGGACGACGAGGAUGGUGCGAUGCAGGAUAUCGAUACGCAGAGAGAUGGGAAGAGCCUUGUAGUGAAGACCACCACACGGCAGACGAUCUUCCUGCCGGUGAUUGGCCUGGUCGAGGCAGAAGAUCUGAAACCCAACGACCUGGUAGGUGUCAACAAGGAUUCCUAUUUGGUGCUGGACAAGUUGCCGCCAGAAUAUGACUCUAGGGUGAAAGCCAUGGAGGUAGACGAGCGCCCCACAGACCAAUACAGCGACAUUGGCGGUUUAGAGAAGCAAAUUCAGGAGUUGCAGGAGGCCAUCGUGUUGCCGAUGACCCACAAGGAGCGUUUCGAGAACAUUGGGAUUCAACCGCCCAAAGGGGUGCUGAUGCACGGUCCCCCGGGCACGGGUAAGACCAUGAUGGCACGCGCCUGCGCGGCGGCUACUCAGGCGACCUUCUUGAAACUGGCUGGUCCUCAAUUGGUGCAGAUGUUCAUUGGUGAUGGUGCCAAGAUUGUGCGCGACGCCUUUGUUCUGGCGAAGGAGAAGGCGCCUUCCAUCAUCUUCAUCGACGAGCUCGAUGCCAUCGGUCAAAAGCGCUCGGGCGGAGGAGAGCUGUCAGGCGUCCGGGAGGUUCAGCGGACCAUGCUGGAGCUGUUGAAUCAGCUCGAUGGCUUCACCAACCAGACCACCGUGAAGAUCAUCGCGGCCACCAACAGGCCCGAUACCUUGGACCCGGCGCUCUUGCGCUCUGGACGGUUGGAUCGUAAGAUCGAGCUGCCCCAUCCCAAUGAGGAUUCCAGGGCCCGGAUCAUGCAGAUUCACAGCCGCAAGAUGAACUACAAGAAGGACGACGUGAACUUCGUGGAACUGGCGCGGUCCACGGACGACUUCAACGGCGCGCAGCUGAAGGCCGUCUGUGUGGAGGCGGGCAUGGAGGCCUUGCGCCGCGGCGCCUCAGAGCUUUGUCACGAGGACUAUGUGGCGGGCAUAGCUGCAGUGCAGGCGACGGGAGCUUUUGUUGGAUUAGACUGGUGGAAUUCAGGCAAACCCACUUUGCAACACUCUGCAGUGUUGCAGACGUCAGAUGGCUCCCCAAUGAAGCUCCUGGUGGCCGCGGCGUUCGUGGCGCUCGUGGCUCCGCUCCAGGCGAUCAAGGCCUCCCGGGGGAUCCAUCCGAACCUCGCGCCGCUCUUCAACGUCCGGACGGAUUUUGCGCGGACAGACCUCGACAAGUUCAAGGGUGUGGCUGCCAAGCUGGACAAUGUGACCAAUCAGAUCGUGGUGGUGAAUGAGGUGAAGGUCGGCCCUUCAGGCCCUUCAGGCCAUGCGGCUUGGGCGCACCUGGCAGACCGACUGAAUGAGACUGGUUGGAUGGAGCUCCAUGUGUCAACACCUCAUGAGGCUUUCUUCUCCAACGAUGUGAAGAUGUACAGCGCAGGGUUGCUGGAAGGCCUCCUGUCGGCUGAGCGGAUGUCGCAGUUCUACAGCAACUUCUAUCCGCUGCUCCAGCCGGAUGAGGACUCUUCCAGAGCCCUGCUGAACAUCAGGAACCUCUUCAAUUUGCAGGUGCAGCACGUGAUGCAUCAGUGCGGCCUUUCUGGCGGCCUGGGAGAGGAACCGGAAGAUCCAUAUUGGAAGCAGGUGCGCUACCUCUUCCUGCAGAUGUGGGGAUUGAAGGAUGCCUACAACGUUGUGGCGCAAGAGAAGGGCGUCAGCACCAUCGACAUGGUAGACAUGUUCUUCAUCAACUCCCAUGCUGAGCUGGGCGAAAUGAUGCAGGCCUACAGCCCAGAAGCCACUGCGGCACGCGCAGGAGAAUUGUCUCAGGGGAAGAAGAAGGUCUUCCUACAGAUGGACCUCAAGGAGGAACUGCUGAAGGAGUCCCAGAGGAAGGGCGAGAAUUCCAUCCCUGUGGAAGUGGACCGGGACGAGAAGCUGCGCCUGGCGAAACGAGGGCAUUGCUCUGCGCUGGUGCGCCUCGCCCCGUCCAAUGGCGAGCUUUUGGUGGGCCACACCACCUGGAGUGACUACAGCAAGAUGACGCGAGUUUUCAAGUACUACAACUUCCAUCUGCCCUUGUCUUUUCAGAGUAGCCACCUGAUUGCCUUGAGUUCUUAUCCUGGAUGCGUCAGCAGCACGGAUGACUUCUACAUGCUGGACAGUGGCCUCACAGUCAUGGAUACCACCUUGGAGGUCUUGAAUCCCAGAGUCUACGACCGCAUCUCCGAAGAUCCACAUCGACCGAGGUUGCCGCGAUUUCUGCACGUCAUGGCUGUGAACCGCGUGGCCAAGACAGGGACGCAGUGGACCUCCAUGUUGUCCUCGGAGAGCUUGGGCACUGGCAACUCCCAGUGGCUUGUGGUGGACUAUAACAGGUUCACUCCAGGGCAGCCGCUGCGCGAUGGCGCCUUGCGUCUCUUGGAGCAGUUGCCGGGAAUCUCCCACCAGGCAGACUUGACGUCUGAGCUGAGCGCCAAAGGAUACUGGGGCUCCUUUAACCGACCCUUCUUUCAGGAUAUCCGGCAGAUGUCGGGGCACGAACAGGCAGAGGCCCGCUGGGGCAGUUUCUACUCCUUCGAAGCGGCGCCGCGCGCAGAGAUGUUGCAGCGCUACGGGGCUGGUGUUGGCGACCUCAGUGGAAUGCGCGAUGCCAUGACCAAAAACAAUCCCAAGGAUACCGUGGUGGGACAGCCUUCCGGUCCGGGCCACGCCAUUAUGGCGCGCCUGGAUUUGGACGCGAUGGUCAACAACAUCCCCAAUGGUGGCAUUGACGCCAAGGUGACCAACAGUUGCCUUUUGAAGAAGAUGAAAUGCCAGGCCAUCAGUGGUCCCUCGCACCAGAUGCUGCCGGCCUUUCGCUGGACCAGCGAGG
This is a messenger RNA of Cladocopium goreaui, 4910 nucleotides long. NCBI's taxonomy places the organism in Eukaryota, Dinophyceae, Suessiales, Symbiodiniaceae. The record is from the annotation of a GenBank genome assembly.